UCAUCCGAGAAUGUUGAUGAUGACAAAUACGUGGUGGGCUUGGACGAAGAUGUGAAAACGCUGCUUCGCAUAAUAGUUAAUGUUAUUAAAAGUUGGACUACUCUUAUCAAAGGGAUGGCUGGUAUUGGAAAGACAACUCUUGCCAGACUUAUAUACAACCAUCCAACCGUCGUUAAGGAAUUCGAGCUUCGUGCUUGGGUAUCUAAUUCUACUUACUUCACUAUGAAAGAGCUACUUAUCAAACUCAUACAACAGGUAGUUCCUCAGAAACUCCAUACGUCUUCGUUAUUGGAGAAUAUGGGCAACCGAAGCCUCCGAGAUAUGCUUUGCCAACACCUGCGAGGGAAGCGAUAUCUUAUAGUUCUCGACGACAUUCCCAAACAAAUACGCUUGUUUCAUUUCUUGGAAGCUCUUCGAAAAGGGAAUAAAGGAAAAAGAGGCAGAUUGCUGCUCACAAGUCACAUAACGCAUACAGACAUAUAUGAACCAAAAUUAGCUCUUCAUCAGAUGAAAACUUUGGAUCCUGAGAAGAGCUGGCAAUUGUUUUUGAAAACAAUAAACCAUGGGAAUAGAUUGACAGGUAAGCACAAAUUCCCAAAGUCCUUGGAGCCUAUGGGAAAACAAAUGUUGAGAAAAUGUGGCGAUCCGCCAUUAGCUAUAAAAGCGGUGGGAAAGCAGUUAGCGGAAAAGAAACUCUCAUGAGGGAGUGAAUGGGAACAACUUCUUGAAUCAGUUGAUUUUGAUCCAAUAUUGAAGUUAUUGGAACCAUUUUAUCGUAAAUGGAAUCCCAAACUGGAGUCAUUCUUCAUGUUUAUGUCCUUCUUUAAGGAAAAUACAACUUUGAGGAAAGAAAAGUUGGUACAAAUUUGGGUUGCAGUAGGAGAAGUGAAACAUGAAUAUCAAUGUAAAUCCUAUGUACGUGAGUUAAUUAAUGAAUCUGUUAUUGAUGUCAAGGAGAAGAGCACGGGGUAUAGCAUGAAUUCUAUGCUACACAUGCUAUCCAUCCAGAAAGCAAAGGAGAAACUUGGUUUUGAGAUCCUAAGGAACAAUGGAAAUAAUCAACCCUCUGAGAGUCCUCGUCAUCAUCGUGUCAUCAUUUGUAGCAGAGACAAGUUCAACCACUCGACGGAUCAAGAUAAACAUCUUGAUUCUCUCUUCUUCCACGGAGGUGGCUACUUGGACACUAGUCCAUCCUACUGGAAGAGCUUUAAACAACGACUUAGGAUACUUGACUUGGAAGAUUUUGGGCUGAAGAAUUUACCGGAAAGUAUUGGCACAUUGAUUAAAUUAAGAUACUUGGGGUUGAGAAAUAAUUACAUACAAGAGCUACCGCAGUGGUUGGGGUGCUUCAAAAAGCUUCAGGCUCUCGACAUAGCUCAAAACUUUAUGGUGGAGGUGCCAGAUAUUGUAUGGGAACUGCGCCGCCUUCGCCACCUCUACUUGUCUGAUGUGAUUUUCCGGACGCCUUUCAAGAUAGACGUGCUACAGUCUCUGGAGACCUUAACCUACGUCUUGGUUGAUAAUUGUGAGCUGUUGGGCUUUGGAAAGUUUAUUAGUCUUAAGAAAUUGGGCAUAGAAGAAUUGUAUGGAAACUCAGAUGUAAGCAAGCUCUUUGUGUCAUUGGCUGUGUUGGAGAAUCUUAAACACCUAAGCUUAAGAGGGUAUCGUUUCAGAAGCAUGCCUUGUUUGGAUGAAGUUGGUAUUCUACACAGACUCAAAAGACUCAAAUUGGAUGGACUCCUUGCAAGGUUACCAAGUAAUCUCCCUCCAAAUAUUAAAUCAUUGAGGUUGGUUAAUAGUUGUCUUGAUGAAGACCCCAUGCCACUACUAGAGAAGCUACCUAAGCUAAAACACCUCAAAUUGCGGAAUGCAUUCACUGGUCAACAAAUGGUGAUCUUGCACGACAGCUUCCUUCUUCUCAAAGUCUUGUGCAUCGAAGAGUUAUGGAAUCUGAGAAAUGUACAAUGUGGAAAAGGUGCAAUGAAUUUGCUCAAGAGAUUAGAAAUCCACGAUUGUCCACAUCUGGAUACCCUCCCGGCAGAGAUUGUGUCGAUGACUCGUCUGAAGGAGUUAAAGAUGGUGACAACCAAAAAUAUUGCAGCAAAGAUCAAGAAUUCAGACUUAACCUCUGAAAUAAGGAUCGUGAAUGUCAAUCCAUAAGCUAGCGCAAUUGUCUACAUUAUUGUUACGCACGUUUUGCUUGUUUGCAUUAAUUUGAAAAGUUUUUAUUUUCCCACUUGGUUGUUGUGUGUUUGUAAAUGACAUUUAGUUGCAAUAAUUGUGGUUUAUUCA
Messenger RNA from Salvia miltiorrhiza (redroot sage), 2292 nucleotides. Its product is annotated as probable disease resistance protein At1g58602. NCBI's taxonomy places the organism in Eukaryota, Viridiplantae, Streptophyta, Magnoliopsida, Lamiales, Lamiaceae. Gene Ontology annotation, molecular function: protein binding. The record is from RefSeq and is a predicted model, not a curated record. The transcript has 3 exons. Bases 808 to 2160 code for a protein of 450 amino acids.